UUGAAGUUAAAAGUCAAAAACAAAGCUCGAGUAGAGGGUUCAAUUAUAGCAGAAAGAUAUAUUGAGGAGGAGAUUUUGAAUCUAAUUUGGCAACUGUGCAUAAUACACUUCGGCGAAAUGAGGCACCUCGACAAUCUCAUGAUCCUAAUUUGUUAGAAGUUUACACCUAUCCAACGCUAACAGGUCUACGGAAUAGAGAUGGAAUCUUGUGUGAUGAUGAACAUAGUCUUGUAAGAUACUAUGUUCUUAUUAAUUCACUGGAAGUGGGAAAAUAUUUGCGGGGAUUUCAUAGGCUUGUGCAAAAAAAUUACCCGACUAUAAAGAUGCUCAAAGAGAUCAAAUUCAAAAGGAGCAAUUUAUAGAUUUGUUCAAAAGAAGGAUAGAAGAUGAUGAAGAGCUCAGGGAGAAAUUUAUGGAUUUAAUUAGAGGUUCUAUGUUUAAAGUUGAAUCUUAUAAAACAUGCGAGUGCAUGGUUACAAAUUUACUUGUGCAAAUCCUAAUGAGCUUACUUCAUCAAAUUCCGAGUUUACAUUUACGCGGCUUCCUUUUAGGGUUUCCGAUUCUCUCCGCAGAAACCCUCAACACAGCUAUUUCAGCUCAAAUCGAUGGCCAAAUCUCUGGGAGCUGGUUCCAAUGGUGGUGAUGGAGGGGGGAGGGGAAGUAAAGCGGGUAGGGGAAGAGGUGGACGGGGAAAUGAUAGUGCGGAAGGAAGGGGUCGUGGAUGUGGUGGACGGGGAAAUGGUAUUGGUGAAGGACGGGGUCGUGGAGCUGGGGAAACAAUGGAGUAACCAGCUAGGUCUGAAGAUAGGGGAAUUGUUCAUUUCCUCGGAGGAAGAAGCAUCAGGGAGGCUAAGAAGAAAAAGACUCUCAGCUACAUUAUCAAAGUGAAUUGGGAUGAAAAUACGCAUCAAUCAAAGGGACUGGAACGUGAAGCCUUUUAUGACCGCUGUCUUAAGGAGUUCAAGUGAUCCAACAGAGGCGGAUAGGGCUGUCAAAGAGUUUGUGAAAAAGAAUUAGAAGAACCUCCCUUAUCAGGAAAAGAAAAGGGCAGAGCAAUCAGCUGUAUAUGCAAGGAGGGGAGGUUUAAAAACUGCUACUCGACGUUCUUUCAGGCCUCAUUACUUCAGCCAACGUAUUUGGGACAACCUCAACUCGUAUAUGGGGUCUGACUUAUUUAAAAAAAGGUCUGAUAAUGCCAAGAAAGCUCGAGCGCAGGUGGAACAUAUUCACCACAGUGGGGCCAAGCCUUUCAGCUUUCAGCCAGAGAAGGGAGG
Molecule: messenger RNA, 1274 nt
Organism: Daucus carota subsp. sativus
Lineage: Eukaryota; Viridiplantae; Streptophyta; Magnoliopsida; Apiales; Apiaceae
Exons: 7
Coding region: 460-888 (142 amino acids)
Source: RefSeq, a predicted model, not a curated record